AUAUUCCGGCAUUUCAACCCCACCCACUCCCGCAAGUCAACUCUCCCCACCCUCUCUCUCUCCUCCGCGCUUAAUGCUCUCCGCAUUAUAACCACCCACCUCUUCUCCCUCGCCCCACCUCCUCUCUCUCUCUCUCCCCGCUUCAUCCGCCAUGGGCAACUCGCUCGCCUGCUUCUGCUGCGGCGGCGGCGCCGGCGGCCGGGGUGUCCGCCACGUCGCCCCCGCCGCGCUCCCCUCCGACCCGGCCUACGACGAGGGGCUUGGCCACUCCUUCUGCUACGUCCGUCCCGAUAAGUUUAUUGUUCCCUUCUCUGCCGAUGAUUUGGUGGCCGAUGCGAAGGCGGCUGCGGCGGCCGAGGGGGAGGCCACCACGUUCCGGGCUAUUUCCGGGGCGGCGCUCAGCGCCAACGUGUCCACGCCGCUGUCUACGUCCGUGCUGCUGCUGAUGCCGGAGGAGUCGUCGGCGCCCGCCACCGCGUCGUCGGGGUUUGAGAGCUCGGAGUUGUUUGCGGCUGUGCCAUUGCAGCCGGUGCCGAGAUUCCCGUCCGGGCCGAUCUCCGCGCCCUUCUCCGGCGGCUUCAUGUCUGGUCCCUUGGAGAGGGGGUUCCAAUCUGGACCCCUCGACGCCGCGCUCCUCUCGGGGCCGCUUCCUGGCGCCGCCACCUCGGGGCGUAUGGGUGGCGCCGUCCCUGCGCUCCGCCGGAGCCUCUCCCACGGUGGCCGCCGCCUCCGCAAUUUCACCCGCGCGCUCCUCGCGCGCGCAGAGAAGUUUCAGGAUUCUACGGAUCUCGGCUCGCCUGACGCCGCCGCCGCUGUCGCCGCCUGUGGUGACGAUCCCUGUGGUCUGCAGUGGGCGCAGGGGAAAGCCGGCGAGGACCGUGUCCACGUCGUGGUGUCGGAGGAGCGAGGCUGGGUGUUCGUCGGCAUCUACGAUGGGUUCAAUGGCCCCGACGCCACCGACUUCCUGGUAUCCCACCUCUACGCCGCCGUCCACCGCGAGCUCCGCGGCCUUCUCUGGGAUCAGCGCGAGCAGAACGAGCAGCAGGACCAGCGCCCCGACCAACCCGGCUCAGCCCCUAGCACCACGGCCUCAGACAAUCAAGACCAGUGGGGUCGCCGCUGCCGUACCCGCCGCUCAAGACCGCCGCGUGGCGCCGCCGACGACCAGCGGCGGUGGAAGUGCGAGUGGGAACAGGAGCGCGACUGCUCCAGCCUGAAGCCACCAACGCAGCAGCGUCUCCGUAGCAACAGCGAGAACGACCACAUCGCCGUGCUCAAGGCGCUGACCCGCGCUUUGCACAGGACGGAGGCGGCAUACCUGGACAUCGCGGACAAGAUGGUCGGUGAGUUCCCUGAGCUUGCGCUCAUGGGCUCUUGCGUUCUUGCCAUGCUCAUGAAAGGAGAGGACAUAUACAUCAUGAAUGUUGGCGAUAGCCGGGCUGUCUUGGCAACAAUGGAUAGCGUCGAUCUCGAGCAGAUCAGCCAGGGGUCAUUCGACGGAUCGGUUGGGGAUUGCCCUCCAUGCUUGUCGGCCGUGCAGCUUACAUCGGAUCACAGCACUUCAGUGGAAGAGGAAAUACGCAGAAUACGAAACGAGCAUCCUGAUGAUCCAUCUGCCAUAUCCAAAGAUCGCGUGAAGGGCUCGUUGAAGGUGACUAGAGCAUUCGGCGCUGGUUUCUUGAAACAGCCCAAAUGGAACAAUGCAUUACUGGAGAUGUUCAGAAUUGAUUAUGUCGGGUCCUCCCCAUACAUAUCAUGCAACCCAUCCCUUUUUCACCAUAAGCUCAGUACAAGGGAUAGGUUCUUGAUAUUAUCCUCGGAUGGACUUUACCAGUAUUUCACCAACGAGGAGGCAGUUGCUCAGGUAGAAAUGUUCAUUGCAACAACCCCUGAAGGCGACCCUGCUCAACAUCUUGUCGAGGAAGUUCUUUUCCGCGCUGCCAACAAAGCAGGAAUGGACUUUCAUGAACUGAUCGAGAUACCACACGGUGAUCGUCGGCGGUACCAUGAUGAUGUAUCCGUCAUUGUCAUCUCUUUGGAAGGCAGGAUUUGGAGAUCCUGUGUGUAAAUAGACACAAAAGUAGACUAGAGAAACAAAACGUAUAGAGGGGGUUCUUCCCUAUGCCUUUGUGUUGAGAGGGGUUCUUGCAGCUACUCUACUCCACUCUUCCCUGUACAAUAUCAACCAAGCACUGGGGGGGAUCGGAUUCAGCUUGGGCUCUCGGCUCAUCCAGCUGAAUGACCAUGAAUCACCCAGAGCACGCCGCGUGGUAUAAUAUGCUGAUGUAAAUGAGGAUUUGUUCAAUUAUUAAUAACUUAAAAUUCGACCAAUUGGUCAACUUUCUUUGACA
This is a messenger RNA of Oryza brachyantha (malo sina), 2351 nucleotides long. Its product is annotated as protein phosphatase 2C 35. The record is from RefSeq and is a predicted model, not a curated record. Gene Ontology annotation, molecular function: protein serine/threonine phosphatase activity. Gene Ontology annotation, biological process: protein dephosphorylation. The transcript is spliced from 4 exons. The coding region runs from base 152 to 2068 and encodes 638 amino acids. Lineage: Eukaryota; Viridiplantae; Streptophyta; Magnoliopsida; Poales; Poaceae.